AUGGACGCAGACAGACGACUCGUGAAGGCUCUGGAGGCCGCCAACGAUGCCCUCCAACACCUUUCCAUGUCACCGGACUUCGGAUGCCUGGACUGCACACACAUCGACCGUCUUCUUGCUAGGGUAGUCGACCUGCCAACAGAGGGAAACCAGAGGAACAGCAGGCGCAACCUCUUGGUUAUACGGCAAUGGAUGAUCACAGAAGGGCCGGGUGUGGUACUGCUGGAGGUGCUUGGACAGCUGUACUGGCGGUUGGGGGAACUCAACGCGAAGCAGUUUGAGAAGUUCAAGACCACACUACAGGCACAGCAGCCCUACCUAGCGCUCAUCCAGGACACUGCCGCUGUCACACUUGUCAUCCAGCGGAUCCGACACAUUCAAAGGUCCAAGGCAGAUGCCUGCCAGGACUUUCUGUGCGAGCUCUCCGACUUGACGGGUGCAAAGGUUGAUUCACCAAUGGCAGACAUGGAUGUCACGCGAGGAAGGUCGAGCAGCCCAUUCUCGCCUGGACACUCUGCACACCACUCGGUUCAUUCUUUCGAUAGCUCGGCUUCUCAAGAAGAGGCAUACACAAGCUUGGUCAAGUAUGUGCCUGACAGCAGCCUUUUUGGUGGAGACAUCGAACAGCUUCUGUUCGAUUUCUUCAUCAACGGUAUCUGCCCCGGCCGCACUACUGCGACCCAGACCAACACCUACCUUUCACUUCUCCAGACCGCCAACGCUUGCGAGAGCACCAAGUAUGCUCUCUUGAGCCUCAGCGCUUCUUACAUCCGCGAAUACCUUCACUCAGAUAAGGAGCGCUACCACCAGGCUGAACUUUACUACUCUGGCCAGGCUUUCCAGGCCCUGGGCCAGCAGAUCAGCAAUGGGGACAAUUACGACGCCGCUCUCGCCACAGCCAUGCUGCUUAUGCAUCACGGCGCAAUCAACGACUCGGACGAGACGAGUCUGUGCUGGUCCGUCCACGCCAACAUCUUCGACAUCAUUCCAUCAGAGUUCAUCGACCACGCAUCAGAGCCAGCUCUCUACAUGCGCACUCAGCUCGUGCUUGCACGUACUGGUCAACCCGCGUACACGCUUGAAAACGCCCCCUUGCCUCAGUCUCUGGAGGCCAACAACUGGCUAGACGGCAUGCAGAAUGGGGAUGCGCAAAAGAUCAGCAGCAUUUCGGGCAUGUCCCCUCAACUUGUCUUCUUCAUCUCUUCCAUCAACUCGCUAGCGACCGAGAACGGACCGAACAAGCACAUGUACGCGCAAGUGCUGGAGACACAGCUGCAGAACCUCAGGCAGUGGACCCCGGAACCUCAAGGCGAUGGACGCGACAUCAUCCUCGCUACUGCAGAGACUUCCAGGCUCGCCGCACUUAUCUACUUGAGGUGUCGUCUGUAUGGUCUGACUCGCUUCAACCCCAUGAUCAUGGAGCUCAACGAUGCGCUGACCCAAGUCAUCCUCUCCCUUCCUGUCAAGGGACAUCUCUACACUGCGAUCUACCCUGUUUGGCCUGUCUUCAUCGCCGCCGUCACUGCCAACUCCGACAAGCGCGACUGCCUCUACCAGCGCGUCGUGCCAAUUCGCGAGGGUGACAAGAAUACUCUACCUGCCGUCCUCAAGCGUGUCUCAGGCAUGCGGAUCUGGCUUGCGAAGCAGGACCCGGCCUCGCUGCUUCGUGAUGGCUGGUGGGACGAGAUGCUGCUCCCCAGCAGCAGCACCACUGCAGUGUCAGCCAACCGCCUCUUGUGCCUCGGCUAA
Messenger RNA from Didymosphaeria variabile, 1749 nucleotides. RefSeq lists its product as uncharacterized. Gene Ontology annotation, cellular component: nucleus. The record is from RefSeq and is a predicted model, not a curated record. Gene Ontology annotation, molecular function: transcription cis-regulatory region binding; DNA-binding transcription factor activity. The transcript is spliced from 3 exons. The coding region runs from base 1 to 1749 and encodes 582 amino acids. Gene Ontology annotation, biological process: positive regulation of transcription by RNA polymerase II. NCBI's taxonomy places the organism in Eukaryota, Fungi, Ascomycota, Dothideomycetes, Pleosporales, Didymosphaeriaceae.